GACCAAACCAAAGACCAUGGUGCACUGUGCGGGCUGCAAAAGGCCCAUCCUGGACCGUUUCCUCUUGAACGUGCUGGACAGGGCCUGGCACGUCAAGUGCGUCCAGUGCUGUGAAUGUAAAUGCAACCUGACCGAGAAGUGCUUCUCCCGGGAAGGCAAGCUCUACUGUAAAAACGACUUCUUCCGAUGUUUCGGUACCAAAUGCGCGGGGUGUGCGCAGGGCAUAUCUCCAAGCGAUCUGGUGCGGAGAGCGCGAAGCAAAGUCUUUCACCUCAACUGCUUCACGUGCAUGAUGUGUAACAAGCAGCUUUCCACCGGCGAGGAGCUCUACAUCAUCGACGAGAACAAGUUCGUUUGUAAAGAGGAUUACCUGAGUAACAGCAGUGUCGCCAAAGAGAACAGCCUCCACUCUGCCACCACAGGCAGUGACCCUAGUUUAUCUCCGGAUUCCCAAGACCCAUCGCAGGACGAUGCCAAGGACUCGGAAAGUGCCAACGUGUCAGACAAGGAAGGUGGGAGCAAUGAAAAUGAUGACCAGAACCUAGGUGCCAAGCGCAGAGGACCCCGAACCACCAUCAAAGCCAAGCAGUUGGAGACGUUGAAGGCAGCCUUUGCAGCUACACCCAAGCCCACACGCCAUAUCCGUGAGCAACUGGCCCAGGAGACUGGCCUCAACAUGCGUGUCAUCCAGGUCUGGUUCCAGAAUCGACGUUCCAAGGAGCGGAGGAUGAAACAGCUGAGCGCGCUGGGCGCGCGGCGCCACGCCUUUUUCCGCAGUCCCCGCCGGAUGCGGCCGCUGGUGGACCGCCUGGAGCCCGGCGAGCUCAUCCCCAACGGCCCCUUCUCCUUUUACGGAGAUUACCAGAGCGAGUACUAUGGUCCCGGGGGCAACUACGACUUCUUCCCGCAAGGACCGCCGUCCUCGCAGGCCCAGACGCCAGUGGACCUACCCUUUGUGCCAUCAUCUGGGCCUUCGGGGACGCCGCUGGGAGGUCUGGACCACCCGCUGCCUGGCCACCACCCUUCCAGCGAGGCACAGCGAUUCACCGACAUCUUGGCACAUCCCCCAGGGGACUCGCCCAGUCCUGAGCCCAGCCUGCCCGGGCCUCUCCACUCCAUGUCAGCGGAGGUCUUCGGACCCAGUCCACCCUUCUCAUCUCUGUCCGUCAAUGGCGGGGCCAGCUACGGGAACCACCUGUCCCAUCCUCCUGAAAUGAACGAGGCAGCCGUGUGGUAGCGGGUCCUAGUAUGAGCCACGGGAUCUCGUGGUUGUACAGAGACUACAGAGACGAACUUUUAUUUAAGAAAAAAAAAUAGGAAAAAAAAACAUACAAAAAGCAAGCCUCCUGCUCCUCUUCCUCCAGCCUCGGGGACCAUUCUCACUAUGGGGGAGACUGGACGGCAAAGGGGGUCCAAAAUAGGAUCCAAAUCCGCCUCACGGUAGAGCUGAGAUAUCCACACACUGGCUGGCAAAAUGCAGAACUGGGGCUCCUGAAGGGGAAUUCUCAGCUAUCCUCAACCUUCAACCUGAGUCUGGAUCCGUGGACAGACUCCACCGGCAGCGGCUCCUCUGGCUAGCUGGAAGACGACUUUGACAGCUGCAGCCUUGAACAGUCCUGGGCAAUGCCAGGAGCCUGGGGAGGGAAACCUAGAGGCCCGCUCAGCCGGGUGAGGGAGGAAAAGCUGUCGGGUCUUUCCAGUCAAGAGGGUCCUAGUUCUGGGAGAUCUUAGUGUUGUCUCAGAGUUCAUCGACGACAACAAACUCUUAAUAGCUUCAGAAACACCGACCUGCUGUGCAUCAGGUGGGACUAUAUAUAUUUUUUGUCUAUCCGGGUUUUUGUUUUUGCCAAAAUUUCAAAAUUUUAAUGUAAAGCUCUCAAUUCUUCUACCUUCACAAAUCAAUCUCUCUCUCUCUCUCUCUCUCUCUCUCUCUC
This is a messenger RNA of Microtus ochrogaster (prairie vole), 1934 nucleotides long. It is a transcript of the gene Lhx1, whose product is annotated as LIM homeobox 1. Gene Ontology annotation, biological process: regulation of transcription by RNA polymerase II; neuron differentiation. Gene Ontology annotation, cellular component: nucleus. Lineage: Eukaryota; Metazoa; Chordata; Mammalia; Rodentia; Cricetidae. The record is from RefSeq and is a predicted model, not a curated record. Gene Ontology annotation, molecular function: zinc ion binding; RNA polymerase II transcription regulatory region sequence-specific DNA binding; DNA-binding transcription factor activity, RNA polymerase II-specific.